AUGGCAAACGAAAAAUUUAAUAAACUUAAUUUAACAUUGGAUAACUCCGAUCCUGAGAGAACUUUAAUUAACUACACAUCACGAUUAACAUAUGAAAAGGGAAUAGCGCGUGCUAAAAUAGUUUUCGUUUUGAGAGCAUCUCUUGAUUCAUCCAAAGGGGAAAAGCUUUUUAAAUGUGGAAGGGAGUUGAGCAAAACAAACAUUGAUGUCUGCAAGAUGGCGAAAAUGCAAUCAUCAACCUUUGCGAAGCUUCUGAUGGAAAACUUUGCUCCGUCAGCUAACUUUCAGAUUAGUUGUCCUCUGACGCCUAGAACUUACACUUUGACAAACUUUACGUGA
Clunio marinus is the source of this 339-nucleotide messenger RNA. Lineage: Eukaryota; Metazoa; Arthropoda; Insecta; Diptera; Chironomidae. The record is from the annotation of a GenBank genome assembly.